Messenger RNA from Dermatophagoides pteronyssinus (European house dust mite), 943 nucleotides. RefSeq lists its product as uncharacterized. NCBI's taxonomy places the organism in Eukaryota, Metazoa, Arthropoda, Arachnida, Sarcoptiformes, Pyroglyphidae. The record is from RefSeq and is a predicted model, not a curated record.
UCAAAUGUUAGUUUGUGAUUUACAUCAUCCCAAACCAAAUUUUUGCUAAAAAUGAUGACGUCAGCCAUUUAUAUGAGUUUUGUUCUAAUACCAUUGAUUGUUGUCAAUGUUAAUGGUCAUCGAUCAUCAAUAUGGUCAGAUAAUUAUAAUGAUCACAAUCAUCAUUCAUCAGAUGAUGAUCAACAACCAAAUAUUGCAUCAUUAGCUCGUGGAUCAUAUCAACAGGGACAAUUUGCCGAUUUCGAACAAGAUCCAAGAAUUUGGCAUUCAAUUCGUCCAUAUGGACAAUAUCGAUCAUCAUCAGAAUCGACUAUUCCAACAAAACAACGCAUUCAAUUUAAAUCUAAUGAUGAUGUUGGAAUAGCCGAUUCUGUCGCAUCAUCAUCAAUGAAUUUGGCAUAUCUUUCCCGUUCAAAACGUUCAAUUUUACCACCACCACCCUUGCCAUUGCCGCCAUUACCCCCACCGCCGCCAAUGAUGAUGUUACCACCAAUGCCGCGUCCACCUUAUCCUUUUGUGCCACCACCAUUACAACAACGUCAAGCAGCCGCAUCAUCAAUGAUGCCUUUUAUGAUGAUGAGAAAUGGACCAAUUCGGGAUAAUAUGAUCACUGAUGAAUCACAGCAGCAACAGCAACAACAACAAUUAUCAUCGACCGAUGUCGAAAUGGAACGUCGUCGUUAUCGACCAAGAUAUCCAAAAUAUCCACCAAAUUAUGGUUAUAAUAAUGAUUGCCAAUAUCAUACAAUUGUUAAUGGUGAUUCGGAAAUUGUUUUACGAAAACUAUUACCAGUGCGUUUGGUUGGUCGUACUAUUGUACGACAUUGCAUUGAAAAGCCAAAUUUUAAUGAUCCACGUUAUCAGGUAUUGUUGAAAGGAAACCAAAAAUCUAGUUUUGGUUCAUUACGAUUACAAAUGGUACAAUAAUCUGAAUGGCAAACAA